AUGCACCGCUGGUUCCUCUGUGUUCUCUUUCCAUUGACCAUGACGACCUGCUGUCAUCUUGAUGCAGCCAUUACCAUCUCUCCUCUGAGUUUGGAGGGUCUGAGUGGCUCCUGUCUGCUAAUCCCAUGUCACUUCACUGUCAAGAAUGGAUCACAGUACUCUGGCCGAAACACUGCUGACAGAUAUUUCUUCAGAGUGGAGGAUGGAGACUUCAAGUCCACAGCGUCCUGUUCUGCUAUCAAUAUAACAGUAAGAGACUCUCCCUGGAGUCCUAUAAUCACAGUCUCUGGUGCUCAGACAGAGACACAGGUGGUGACUGUGACCUGCUCAGCGGUCACUCCCUGUCCAGGUGCCCCUCCUCGCCUCACAUGGAACCUCCACCAAGACUCUGCCAGCGUCACAGAGAGCAGCCCAAACGGGACAUUUACCACUAAAAUCACUCACAGAAUAACUCUGACGUCUUCACAUAAUGGCACCAACAUCACUUGUUUCGCUGCGUAUCCUGUGAAUGGAAAAAACAAGACGACUCAAGCGACCCUCGCUCUCAGUGUUUCAGAGUCAGAUGCAAUGAUUCCCAAAGGUGAAGCUGCUGUUGUGACGUGGCUUCCUGCUGUGAUCGUCCCUGUUGCUUUGAUCAGUGGUUUUCUCCUUGUCUGGCAUUUUAGAUGUAGGCGUCCACAAUUACAGCCCCCUCAGGUCCAAACCACGGAGGCGGUCAUUAAGGAACCAGUUCAUCCCGAAGACAGCGUCCUCUAUGGAGACCUGAGAUUCACGCCGCACACGUCGACUCCGAAACCCAAAAACCUGCAGGAGGAGACGGUGUACUCACCAGUCAAAGUAUCCAGUAACAUCAGGCAGGCUGUGGAAAUGGCCGAUGUGUACGCGCAAAUUAAGAAGAAAUAA
This is a messenger RNA of Knipowitschia caucasica, 903 nucleotides long. The record is from the annotation of a GenBank genome assembly. Lineage: Eukaryota; Metazoa; Chordata; Actinopteri; Gobiiformes; Gobiidae.